UAAAGAACUUAUAUCCUCUUGUGCAUUCUCCAACAAAAACUUUGUUCCUAAAAUGGGUUCUAAAGAUGUUUUGUGAUCAAGAUUAUAACCAGAAAGGAACACAGACAUCACUUCACCUGAUGUCUUGAUGCUCUGACUGAUCAAUUCUGCCAGAAGACACACCAUUAACGACCAGUGCUGAAUGCAACCAGACAAAGUGAGAUCUAAGAGAGCAAAGCCCUCUGGUGUCUGUGGGUGAGGCCCUGGUCCAUGAGAGAAUCAUGUUCCUUCAGCUCUGCCUGUGGACGUUGCUCUUACUUUCUGCAUGGUCACCAACUGCACAUGCUAGGUACAGUAGCCCUCCAGAAGUAGUGAUACCCUUGAGGGUCACUGACCCUAGUAGACAGGAUAUGUCCCCAGACUGGCUCUCUUAUAGCCUGCGCUUUGGAGGAGAGAGACAUAUUAUCACCAUGAAACCCACAAAAUACUUCAUAUCCAAAAACUUCCUACUGUUCACAUACAAUGACAAAGGUGAUCUUCUUGAAGAACAGCCUUUUGUGCAGAAAGACUGCUACUACCAUGGCCAUGUAGAUGGAGAGCCUGAAUCCAUGCUCAUUAUUAACACCUGUUUUGGGAGUUUGCAAGGCAUAAUAGAGAUAAAUGGCACAGUUUAUGAAAUCAUGCCCAAGAACCAAACAUCCACAUUUGAACAUCUGGUAUACAAAAUAGACAGUGAGGACUCAGAAUCAUUUUCUAUGAGAUGUGGGUUAACAGAAGAAGAGAUAGCACGACAAAUGAAGAUACAAGAAAGCAAAGACCCCACACUUAUGCAAAGCCAAUAUGAGAAUUGGUGGACCCACCAUAGGUAUCUUGAAUAUUAUGUGGCAGUAGAUAAUCAACGAUAUGUUUAUAAAAAUAAUAAUGUCACAGCUUGUAUACAAGACAUAUUGCAAGUUGUCAAUGGAAUAAAUGGUUAUUAUCUUCAAAUAGACAUUGAUGUGGUUUUAACUACACUGGAAGUUUGGACUCAAAGAAAUCAUGUCGAUGUAACAGAAUCCAUAGAUAAAGUCCUAUCUAAUUUCUGCACUUGGAAGAUGAGUAACGUUGACAAUCGCAUUAGAAAUGACAUUGCACAUCUUUUUGCCAGGCAAGGAUAUGGUGCCACUUUAGGGUUAGCUUAUGUAGGUACAGUUUGCAUAGCUAUAGAUUGUGCAGUUAACAGUUUUAUGACAAAUUCAUUUCAAGAAAUGGCAUUCAUUAUAGCACAUGAGAUGGGUCAUAAUUUGGGUAUGCCUCAUGAUGAGAAUUACUGUACUUGUGGGUUAUCAAGCUGCAUAAUGGCUGCAUAUCAAUCUAAUUCCCCUAGAUUCAGCAACUGCAGUUAUGAGAAUAUGUAUUCAGUGAUUACCAAAAGAAGUUGUUUAUACAAUAUUCCAGAUAAAGAAGUAACAAUAAACCUCACCUUGUGUGGGAAUAGUUUAGUUGAAGAAGGAGAGGAGUGCGACUGUGGAACCUCUGAAUCAUGUCAAAGUGAUCCAUGCUGUGGUGAAGACUGUGUUCUCAAGUCUGAUGCUGAAUGUGCUUUUGGACUUUGUUGCCAAAGGUGCAAGUUCAUGCCAGCAGGCACAGUGUGCAGAUAUCAGAGCAAUGAAUGUGACCUUCCAGAGUGGUGUAAUGGAAGUUCAGCUAGGUGUCCAGAAGAUGUAUACCUGGAGGAUGGAACUCGUUGCAGUGGUGGUGGUAAUUGCUACAAAAGGACAUGUCAGAAACAUGAGAAACACUGUCAAAUGAUUUUUGGCAAUGGAGCCAAGAGUGCAGAUGACACUUGCUACAUCGAAAUGAACAGACGAGGUGACCGUUUCGGAAACUGUGGUAACAAUAGCCGUAACUACAUACCAUGCAAUAGUGCCGAUGUACUCUGUGGACGAAUCCAGUGUGAAAAUGUGGCAGAACUUCUCCAUAAAAAAAGCCAUGAAACAGUGCAUUGGACUCGCUUCAAUAAUGUCACCUGCUGGACUGUGGACUAUCAUUUUGGGAUAACCAUAGGUGACAUGGGAGCAGUGAGAGACGGCACACCUUGUGGUCCAGAUCAUAUGUGCAUUAACAGGAAGUGUGUCCAUAAGUCUUUUUUGGUAAGUAACUGUUCGUCAUUCGAUUGCAAUAUGCAUGGAGUCUGCAACAAUAAACAUCACUGCCAUUGUGAUUUCAGAUCAGAGCCACCAAACUGUCUACUCAACGGCUUUGGGGGUAGUAUAGACAGUGGACCACCUCCACGAUUAAAAGGUUCCAGUUGGGGUAAAUAUGUGCUAGCUUUUUUAAUUAUUAUACUGGUUUUGGUAUUUACCUUAAUUGCCAUAAAUAGGAGGAUGGAAUCUUCAUAAAACUAAAAUGACAAGCAGCACCACAACCAGAACCAGCAUCCAGUGCUAAAAUUUCACCGGAAAAACAAAACCUCAACCUCGAAUGUUUACCAGCAAAGGAUGAUGCCAAAGGUAAAAAGAAAACACAAAAGAAAUAAUAAAAAAUAUUUAUCCUACAAGAA
Molecule: messenger RNA, 2521 nt
Organism: Peromyscus leucopus (white-footed mouse)
Lineage: Eukaryota; Metazoa; Chordata; Mammalia; Rodentia; Cricetidae
Product: disintegrin and metalloproteinase domain-containing protein 26A-like
Exons: 2
Coding region: 261-2360 (699 amino acids)
Biological process (GO): proteolysis; male gonad development
Cellular component (GO): plasma membrane; external side of plasma membrane; sperm head plasma membrane
Molecular function (GO): metalloendopeptidase activity
Source: RefSeq, a predicted model, not a curated record